Messenger RNA from Momordica charantia (bitter melon), 918 nucleotides. RefSeq lists its product as uncharacterized. Lineage: Eukaryota; Viridiplantae; Streptophyta; Magnoliopsida; Cucurbitales; Cucurbitaceae. The record is from RefSeq and is a predicted model, not a curated record.
AUGAACAGUAGCGAUCAGAUAGUGAAAGUGCAAAGAGACGCAAGCAAAUAUGUCAACCCAGUAGAAGCUAGGGCAGCCAAAGGAGAAGCAUCACAUCUAUACAUAACUGGAAAACAGAAGCAGACAGAGCAUGAAAAUGCUCCAGUCGAGUAUCGACCCGUACCACCAUACCCAAAGUGGUUGCAAAAGAAAGAGCAAAAUGUGCAAUUUAGAAAGUUCCUUGAUGUGCUGAAGCAGCUGCAUAUCAAGAUACCGCUGGUGGAAGCAUUGGAGCAAAUGUUGACUUAUGUACGCUUCCUUAAGGACAUUCUCACAAAGAAAAGCAAGUCGGGAGAAUACGAAAUUGUGGCAUUGACUAAAGCCUUCAGCACUAUCUUCACAAGCAAAAUUUCGAAAAAGAUGAAGGAUCCUGGGAGCUUUACCAUACCCGUUUCCAUUGGAGGACAGAAGAUAGAACAGACGUUACGUGAUGUAAGAGCAAGUAUUAAUCUCAUGCCCUUAUCCAUCUACAUGAAGUUGGGGAUAGGAGAAGCGCGGCCGACAACAAUCACAUUGCAGUUAGCAGACCGAUCAAUCACAUAUCGUGAAGAAAAAAUCGAGGAUGUUUUAGUGCAAGUAGAUAAAUUUAUUUUCCCUACUGACUUUAUUAUUUUGGACUAUGAUGUAGAUAAGGAGGUUCCUAUCAUUAUGGGAAGACCAUUUCUUUCAACUGGAAGAGCGCUUGUGGAUGUCCAAAAAGGCGAGCUGAUGAUCCACGUUCAAGAUCAUGAGGUGAAGUUCUCAGUCUAUGAUUCCAUGAAGUUGCCUGCUGAAUCAGAAGAAUGCUCAGUGUUGAAGAUUUUGAAUGAAGCUUUAAUAGGGGAAUCAAAUGCAGAAGCAAUGUUGGAGCAUAGUGUAAGUAGGGAUAUUGGAGCUUAA